This is a messenger RNA of Hyla sarda, 945 nucleotides long. RefSeq names its product olfactory receptor 5V1-like. Gene Ontology annotation, molecular function: G protein-coupled receptor activity; olfactory receptor activity. Gene Ontology annotation, cellular component: membrane. The transcript has a single exon. The record is from RefSeq and is a predicted model, not a curated record. Gene Ontology annotation, biological process: G protein-coupled receptor signaling pathway. The coding region runs from base 1 to 945 and encodes 314 amino acids. NCBI's taxonomy places the organism in Eukaryota, Metazoa, Chordata, Amphibia, Anura, Hylidae.
AUGAGGACAAUGAACCAGACGGAAAUAUCUGAAAUAUUUCUCAUCGGUUUCCAGAACCUUCAGGAUUUUAGGUUCUUCGUCAUCUGUAUGUGCCUGGUCACCUACACGGCUACAAUAACUGGGAACCUCAUCAUAAUCACAUUGGUUGCCACCAGUCAUCACCUCCGAUCUCCAAUGUUCUUCUAUCUUGGUCACCUCUCCUUCUCAGAUGUGUUGCUUAUUUCCAACAUUAUGCCAUUCUUGGUGCACAUUAUACUGUUCAGUGGUAGCCUGGUGUCCCUUAAGGGCUGUAUUACUCAGUUCUUCUUCUAUGGACUUUCUGCAACUACCGAGUGUCUUCUUCUGACAGCAAUGUCCUAUGACAGAUAUCUAGCCAUUUGUAACCCAUUGCGCUACUCCAGCAUUAUGAGUUCAACGCUGUGUGUAUCUAUAGUUGCAUUUUGCUGGUCUCUGGGAUUUAUUAUAACUCUGGUUCCAGUAUUAUUGAUAAAGACCUUGUGGUUCUGUGGCCCCAAUGUCAUUGACCACUUCUUCUGUGAUCUUGGACCUCUUCUGGAGUUGUCCUGCUCAGAUGUUUCCAUAGUGAAAUAUGAGGUUCUGUUACUCUCUGGUCUCCUAACCAUCACCCCCUUUGUGUUCAUUGUUGUCACCUAUGGUCACAUUUUCAUAACCAUCAUGAAGAUCACCUCAGUCACCGGGAGGAAGAAGGCCUUUUCUACCUGUAGUUCUCACCUGGCUGUUGUAGGAACCUAUUAUGGAGCACUUUUUGCGAUAUAUGUUAUACCCCGCAGAGGGUAUUCUUUGAAUGUCAACAAAGUGGUAUCCCUCAUGUACUCAGUAGUCACCCCAUUGUUCAAUCCCAUGAUAUAUGGCUUGAGAAAUAAGGAAAUCAAAGAGGCCAUCCGAAAUCAUCUCCUCAUUUGUACAAGAAAUUCUAGAAAAUGA